AAAUAUUGUACGAUAUACAUCGAGAUCAAUUUAAAUAAGCAAUUUCUUGAUAUUUGUAAAGAAUUUUGAAAAUAUAUGACUGAAAUAUUAUCAAUGUGAGGAUUACAUAAUCGUUUGAAGCAAAACACAUCGAAAAAAUGCUAAAUUUUCAAAGAGUUCAAAAGCUACAUGCACCGUUCAAACGUUAUGCAUUUCAUUUCGAGCCAAAUAUUAACAAUCGAAUUAAUAAUGUUCGUAACAUAGUUAACAGUGUAACAAAUUUUACACUACCACCGGACAGUAUAAUGAACGUUUUCGACAGAAAUACAAAAAUUCUUCAAAGAGAACGCGCUGCACAAGCUUCUGAUACAAAACUGUACGACUACAUUAAAGAUGAAGUAGGUUACAGACUAUCUGAUAGAAUAUUUGAUAUAAAGAGAAAAUUUAAUAAAGUGCUAAACUUAGGAUGUGCUCAUGGUCAUGUAUCGAAACAUAUUUUGGCAGAAUACGUAGAAGAGUUAAUCCUGACCGAUAGUUGUCCCAACAUUUUAAACAAAGCUGAAACUAUAGAAGGAAUUAAAGUAACCCGAAUACCUAUGGACGAAGAAAAUUUUUCAUUCGAACCAAACAGUUUAGAUUUAGUGAUCAGUUCGUUGAAUCUUCACUGGGUGAACGACUUACCGGGUUGUUUUAGAAAUAUCAACAACAGUUUAAAAAAUGAUGGGGUCUUCAUGGCAGCUAUAUUUGGUGGAGAUACGCUAUACGAAUUAAGGGGUUCCUUACAAUUAGCAGAAAUGGAGAGAGACGGUGGAAUUUCAGCACAUAUUUCACCAUUCGCACAAAUUAGGGAUGUUGGAUCAUUGUUAACAAGGGCUAAUUUUACAAUGUUAACAAUUGAUACAGAUGAAAUAGUUAUUGGUUACCCAAGCAUGUUCGAGUUGAUGUGGGAUUUAAAAGGGAUGGCUGAAAAUAAUGCAAUACGAAAUCGUAAGUUACGAUUAAAUAAAGAUACUAUGCUCGCAGCUGCUGUUAUAUAUAACAAGCUUUAUGGGAAAACGAAAGAAGAUGGUACACCAUUCGUACCUGCAACAUUUCAAAUAAUUUAUCUAUUAGGUUGGAAGCCAGAUCCGUCGCAACCAAAACCUUUAGAAAGGGGUACUGGACAAGUAUCGCUUAAAGAUCUACACAAAUUAGAUGAGAUUAUAAAAGAAACUAAGAAAGUUAAACUAGAUGAAGAUAAGUAA
Colletes gigas is the source of this 1223-nucleotide messenger RNA. RefSeq names its product arginine-hydroxylase NDUFAF5, mitochondrial. The record is from RefSeq and is a predicted model, not a curated record. Gene Ontology annotation, cellular component: mitochondrion. The transcript has 3 exons. NCBI's taxonomy places the organism in Eukaryota, Metazoa, Arthropoda, Insecta, Hymenoptera, Colletidae. Gene Ontology annotation, biological process: mitochondrial respiratory chain complex I assembly. The coding region runs from base 138 to 1223 and encodes 361 amino acids.